Oncorhynchus gorbuscha (pink salmon) is the source of this 2361-nucleotide messenger RNA. Its product is annotated as homeobox protein EMX1-like. NCBI's taxonomy places the organism in Eukaryota, Metazoa, Chordata, Actinopteri, Salmoniformes, Salmonidae. The record is from RefSeq and is a predicted model, not a curated record. The transcript is spliced from 3 exons. Gene Ontology annotation, biological process: brain development; neuron differentiation; central nervous system development. Gene Ontology annotation, molecular function: DNA binding; DNA-binding transcription factor activity, RNA polymerase II-specific. Bases 376 to 1074 code for a protein of 232 amino acids.
UUAUUUCCAGGAGUGAUGAGACUGAGACAAGAGCCAGUCUGUCAUAAACACAAUCACAGAUGAAUGAAUCUGACGCUGCAGUGGUAUCUAGAACCGAAACUUGAUUUUUGUCAGAUGGUUAAAGCAGAGAAAUCCGGUCGAUAACCUACUGAAGACAAGGUUCGGAGAAAGUGAACCGGAUCUACAGGAAACCCGCUUCCAGAGGUCCACGGAUAUAGGCAGCACGAUUUGCACGCGUGAGGGACUGCGAGUUAUGGAUUUCCCGGGAACUGUUCUACUACUACUGUUGUGAGGUUUUCUUCUGCAUCACCUGUUCCAUAACUGUGCCAUUGAAUAUAUUAUUAGAAAUAUAUCAACUAUAGCCUAUUCUUGAUCAUGUACCAACAUAGUAAGAAGUGUUUUACCAUCGAAUCCCUUGUUGGGAAAGACGUGAACUCUUCGACUAACGGGGACGAACCGAUCAGACCUACAGCGCUGAGGUUCAUGGAAUCAAUUCACCCGGCGCCCUUUGGGAGUUGUUUCCAGAACUCCGGCAGGACUUUAUACAGCAGUCCAGACAUGAUGUUCCCUGACCCGGGCACACACACAGGGAACUCCGGUCUGCCCCUGCAUCCCCUCCAGCUUCCAUCGCAGCCUUUCUUCAACCCGCAUCAGAGAGACACGUUGAAUUUCUACCCGUGGGUUCUUCGAAACAGAUAUCUCGGUCACAGGUUCCAAGGUGAGGACAGCAGCCCAGAGAACCUGCUCCUUCAUGGGCCUUUCUCCCGCAAGCCGAAGCGCAUCCGGACAGCCUUCUCGCCCUCACAGCUCCUCAGGCUGGAGAGGGCCUUUGAGAAGAACCACUAUGUGGUGGGAGCAGAGCGGAAGCAGCUCGCCAGCGGCCUCUGCCUCACCGAGACACAGGUAAAGGUUUGGUUCCAGAACAGGAGGACGAAGCACAAGAGACAGAAGCUGGAGGAAGAGUCACCUGAGUCUCAGCAGAAGAGGAAAGGAAGCCAGCACGUCAGCCGCUGGAGGGUCGCUACGCACCAAGGCAGUAGCCUCGAGGACAUCGAUGUCAUCUCAGAGGACUGACUGCUGGCUGAGGAAAGGAAGCCAGCACGUCAGCCGCUGGAGGGUGGCUACGCACCAAGGCAGUAGCCUCGAGGACAUCGAUGUCAUCUCGGAGGACUGACGUACGUCGUUGUCACCGCCAUUGAACCGUCAUAAAUCAUUCAACAUGAACGACUGCUGACUGACUUGUGUCUGAAUAGGAGCAGUCUGUGUGCUCCUCUGAACACCUGAUUUGAUUUGACCUUUGAUACCACCUGUUGUUAAAUCAAACAGAUGAACAGCUUUAAUGAAAACAAUCAGAAUGACUUCUUCAUGAUGGACAGAAGAACUCUUGUUUGAUCGUUAAAGAGACAAAUCUGACAUUUUGUAGCUGAAGGGUUUUUGACCCAAGUGUAUCACGUUAUUACACAGCUGCGGCUGCUGUCAACGUGGUGGACAUCUGCAUUUGGUCUAUGUUGCUUGCCGUAGUAAGCACAAACUACUGAAGAGAGACCGUUUGACUUGGAGGAGUUGUUCAGUACAGUUGGUUACUCUAUUGUCUAACUAUCCAUACUCACAUUUAACAAAACAUCAUUAUUGUUUUAACGUUUUCAGUUUGUUGAUGUGUAUUUGUACAAUGCUCAAUAUGCACAAUAUGUUUGUGGUAAAAAUAAAUAAGCCAUUGGUAUGAUAGCUAUAGAGGAACCACCUUAGAACCUGCUGAUUCUGUUUCGGAUUUGGUUUUUUCCUUAAUUAUAGUCUUUAGACCAGUCCCACUGAAAUGUAGGUAACCACCACUACAGACAAUAAGUCAUACCGAUGCCAUGUUACCCCGAGAUAUGUUUUUCGAUUCUCACAUUGGAUUAGUUUGGACAAUUUAAAUUGUAAGUAUUUAUGCAAAUCUAAAAAACGGUAUUCUAUGCAUCGUUUGUCCUUGUUUUGUUUCCUCUGGAUUUAAAAAAGGCUGUGUUUGUCGAGUUUGUUACUUACUUUAAAUUCAUUCCACGUUUGCUUUUGCCUUUGACAAAAUAUUUGAUAAAUUAUAUUGAGACCAUGUAGAAUGUACAGUGCAGGCACAUUAUAACUUGUCCACAAGAAUGACAAGAAAAACAAAUGUUCCUCAAUACUACAUUUAUUUCAGCAACAUUACCAUUCCUGAGAUAUAAUGUUAUGUAGCACUUCGUAGUGGAAUAUACAUUUGCAUUUGUUUUAAAUAGAUUAGAAAUAAUGCACUGUAAGUAGGAAUCUUUCUUUGAACCUAUUUCUCCGGAGAGUGAACGUUUUUUGUACUUUCUGUGUGUGAUCAGAUGACUUUGGAAAAUAAAAACA